Molecule: messenger RNA, 4757 nt
Organism: Callorhinchus milii (elephant shark)
Lineage: Eukaryota; Metazoa; Chordata; Chondrichthyes; Chimaeriformes; Callorhinchidae
Gene: garem2
Product: GRB2 associated, regulator of MAPK1-like
Exons: 7
Coding region: 133-2982 (949 amino acids)
Source: RefSeq, a predicted model, not a curated record
GAGUGAGUGAGUGAGUGAGUGGGCGAGCGAGUGGGCGAUCCAUCUGCCUGUCUGCCACAUGGCGUUCGGAGCAUCCCCUGCCCUGUGUGCAGCAGUCGGUGUGCGCUGUUCGCUGCCCCACGUUGUCGGCCGAUGACAUUAAAGUUACGAUGCCGGAAGAUGGAGAAGUCUUGGGGCAGUUCUGAAAUCAAAUGGAGCGCCAUAUCCUUACCCCUGGACCUGAUUGUGGGCAAAUUCCGCUUACCGACCCUGGCCCGUCUGAGCCAAGGAGAGCAUGUAGAGGGAUUGACAGAACAGGACCUUCUUCUAAUCCAUUCAUGUAGGCAGUGGACUACAGUGACUGCACACAGCUUGGAGGAAGGGCACUAUGUGAUUGGACCGAAGAUUGACAUCCCUUUGCAAUAUCUAGGGAAGUUUAAAUUGCUGGAUCAGGACCGGGAUGUGAGGGAGCCAGUGCAAUAUUUUAACAGUGUUGAAGAGGUGGCCAAUGUUUUUCCAGAUCGUGUCUUCGUUAUGGAGGCAAUAACAUUCAGUGUGAAGGUGGUCUCCGGUGAGUUCUGUGAGGACAGUGAGGUUUAUAACUUCACACUACGCACUGGGGAUGAGCUGACGCUGAUGGGUCAGGCGGAGAUUCUCUGUGCCAAGACUGUGAAAGAAAAAUCCCGCUUUAAUACCAUAUUGCGAAAACUGGGCAAGACCGGCACUUUGAGCAAGCAGGUCAAAGGCAAGAUGCCAUGUCUCAUCUGCAUGAACCACAGGACCAAUGAGAGCCUUAGCCUUCCUUUCCAGUGCCGAGGAAAGUUCAGCACUCGCAGCCCCCUUGAGAUCCAAAUGCAGGAGGGUGAGCACACUAUCCGCAGUAUUAUAGAAAAAGUACGGCUGCCGGUUAAUGUGACGGUUCCGUCUCGGCCGCCCCGAAAUUCAUAUGACCUCCACUGCAUCCGUGAAGGACAUCGCUACAAGCUCGUCAGUAUUAUAUCGAAGACUGUAGUCUUGUGUUGUAUCGUCCGAAGGGACGACAUUAUUCCGUUGCACUUUUUGCUGCUCUCAGAUAUGCCCAGGUUCGUGCUGCCCGAAGGAUUAAUACGGGGCGAUCCUCAUUUUGAGAAGUUAGUACAGGAAAUCACGCUGUUUGCCCAGGAGAACUUCAACACUGAUGAGUACUCAAAAGCAGUCCGGGAGGUGAAGACUGAUUUUACUGAUGACUGCACCAGUCCAAGGAGAAUCAGGGUUUGCCUGCAGGGAUAUACAUCCAAUUCAUUGAACUAUGCCCGGGAUGAACUAACCCAAUCGUUUCAAAGACUCUCCUUAUGUGCGUUCACUGGCGCUAUGUUACAUGGCAACGGGGAGAUCAACAUUCAGAGCUGCAGGGAUUCUCUUGGGGAGCACCACCUUAUGCCCCAUGAAUUAUUGACACCGUCAGAGAUGGUGGAUGUGGACAGAGAGUAUGUGACGCCUGAUUGGGCGGAAAGUGAAUUUAGGACUCAGGAGCCACCUGAGAUUCCCUAUGAGGAGCUGUGGAGUAAUCAAAUACCAGAUAGGUCAAAGGAUGCCUGUGGCAUGCUGGCAGAAAGUGAGAAUAAAGCUCAGCAGAGCUCCAGGCCUUUCCAAUGUCAUUCUUCGGCUUCCUCACAUGAGGGCCCCGUUAAUUCAUCACACUUGUCCAUAUUACAAAUGGGAGAGUCCAGAGUGCCAAGCCCGCCCCCAGUACCUCCAAAAUCAGAAGCUCCAAUCAGAAUACCACAUUGGCACUGCAAGACAACCUCUUAUUUUACGCGAAAACAGGUGAAAGAGGAAUGCCGUCUUCUAAAUGCCCCGCCCAUUCCUCCACGAGGCACAAAAGGAGUUCAGACUGCAAGUCCACCUGUCCCACCUCGGUUCCCAAAGGCUCAACUGCAGCAAGCGCAUUCUCCAAGCCCCAGCCUCUCCUAUUAUUCAUCAGGUUUACAUGAAAUGUCUGGAAAUCGCAGUGGUAAUGGCUCACCAUCCCCGGACUCAUACUCGCUCUACUGCUAUCCUUGCACAUGGGGAGACUGCAAAGCUAUAGAUUCUUCCAGUCAUCCAGUGUCGGGGAAUAUUUCAUCUAAUAUCCAGCCUCUGCAGCCUUCCUGGUCUGAUCCGUGGGCGUACUCAGAGAAUGUUCCAAAUGUUGUCAGUGGACGACCUACACAGCUGGUUCCCGGAGAUGCUGUCUUCAAAAGUUACUACAGCUGCCCCAGACUGAAACCGCCAGGCUCUCAGAAACGAUUUGCCCCUUUUGGGGCAUUGAACCCUUUUGCUAAUCCUAAUUACUCUUCUAGCCCAUCAGCAGUGGAAUGGUUGGAACCGUCUGACCAUUACAAGUCUCCUUCUGCAACUUCAGAGCAUUUUGAUCCAUAUGACCUCACGGUCAGCCGUAGCUCUUCCCCCGAUCCAGGCUCUAUCCUCAAUGCUGGAGACCUGAGGUACAACCAGGAGUUUAGAAACUGUAUGCAGGACACAUUGUACAAACAGACUGAUAGCAUAUCUUGCCCAGUCCCACCUCCGCGCCCUCCAAAAGUCUGUGAGGCUGACAACAACAUCAUCAUCAGAAGUACGGCUCCUAUUUCUCCUACUAUUGUGAGAGGUGCUGAAGGAGGUGUCACAAGGGUUUAUCUCACUCAAGGAGUUAUAGAGGUCCCACCUGUCUCGUCUAGAAGUAAUGCAGAGAUACCCAUCUCCCUCCCUUUGUCUCAUACUCCAGGAAUACCCAGAUUACAUUGCAGUAGUUCACAAUGGCACCCACCCUCUGAUCUAUCCAGUCUGUCAGUAGAGGAAGUCUCCAAAUGCCUGAGGUUCAUAGGUCUUUCAGAAGAUGUGGUGACGUUCUUUGUGCGAGAGCGAAUUGAUGGAAGCAUAUUUGUUCAGCUGACUGAGGAAAUUCUAUCUGAUGAUUUUAAACUUACUAAACUGCAAGUAAAAAAGAUUAUGCAGUUCAUUAAAGGAUGGAGGCCCAAGAUUUGAUCUGAUUCCUUGCUUAAUCUAUUGGGUUAAGGUUUGAAUCUUUAACUCACAGAAGAACAUCAUUGAAAAUUUGUGAGAAUUUCUACAGAAGCACCUUUGGAUAUCUUUAUUUAGCAUCUCUAGAUGGUUGAAGUGUCUCAGAAAAUACUGUUUGUCAUACAAAGUACAAUUUGUGUCGUUUUAAUGAAUAGAAGUUAUCAAAAUAUAAUAUGCUUUUGACAGUGAACAGUUUAAGACCACUUCCCUCUCCCAUCUCCAGUAUGGAAAUAAUCAAAGUAUUAACUACAUAAUGCAAUGCAAUUUGUAGGAUCAGGUAUGAGCUAAAGAGUUGAAAAUUCUUUCCACAAUGCAAUCAAAGCUGACUUACUGGAUGUAGAAUAAUCAUCAGUUUAUGCAAGCAGCAGGCUAACAUUUUUCUGGUCAAGCUCUGAACAAUUUAAUUAAGGUUUUAUUGAAAAAAAUUCACUGUUGGAGUGGUGAAAUGUAGUUUGCUAUUCUUCAAUCAUCAAUUCUUCAAACACGUGCCUGCUGCACGUGUUACUGAGGAUAAAUUAGAUUAAUCAUGGAUACUUUCCUUCUAAUAGUACUAAUGAAACUUUGGAACUCAAAGUAAAAAACAGAGGUUUUAUAUUACAAUUUAUUGGUAUGUUCAGACUUCAGUGACCAUCCUCCCUCUUUCCCUUUUAAAAGAAAAUCCAGAGUAACAUUCACAGCUUGCAAGGUAACUAUUAUGCAACAUGCAGUUAUUGUGACAGCUAUAAGAAGAAGAUAUAAAACAUGUCCAUGAGGGAAUAUAUAUUUGCCCCUUCUCCACAGUACACUAAACAUAUAAGACUAUAAUUUAGCACAUUGUUUAAGAUGGUAAUUUCAGCUAAAAAUAUACCACUCUAACUCUGCUGUCUCAAAAACUGUGUAGUCUGUUAUUUGUUGGCACCAAUUCUGAAUUAUACCCUUUUAAUGGUUAUGGUUUUUCCAACUAAUUUUUGGGAGAUUUCUGAAUAUGUAUAUUUCUGAGCAAGCAAAAUUUCUCAAUGUAGAUGUUCUUGUUGAUAUAAUUUUGAUUUUUUAACAAUGAAAGUUGAUAGUACCAUAAUUGUACUGAAAUUCCCGAGUUCACGUCUAAUUUAAUCUAUACAAAUCAAUACAGAGAAUAGAAGAUAAAAAAAGAAAGCAUUUAUGGCUCUGGUGUUUUACUGUGUGAAUGGCAGUCUAAACUCUUGCUGCCUUCGUAACUUUUAUUAGCUCAACAAUGGAGUUUGCUUACCAGUGAAUGCACAAGCACAAAUGUUUGUUCUGCCUGACUUAAUUUUAUUUUUCUUAGUGCAUGGCAAAGUGAGCGUUGGCAGCCAUCUUAUUCAAUUGAAUUUUCCUAAUCCAAACAGCACUGAUCCUAAGAAAGUAAUGCUGGGAGAAGAGAAACACUGGUAUCUAUGGCUGACACUUUUUUGCACCAAAAAACAGUUAUGCAAUUAAAUCAUCAAAGAAAAAGCUCCUCUAUGUUAGAGUGGGAAAACUACUUAAGGUGGAGCUGAUGCUAACCAAGUAUAACUUGUGCAUGAUUUCUUGAUAUCUGAACUAAACUGAUUUGGCAAUAGAGUGUUUUAGUUAUUAUUGUUUGUUGAUACCUCAUGGUGUUUGGAAUAAGUCAAACAGGGAUUGACAGCCUUCACAUUGAGUGCUGGAACUAUUUGUUCUCCACCAGACAGGAUAGUCAAUGUGUUCUGAAAUCUUGUUUUCUUGUAUUUUAAUAGCCACAUUCACAAAACCGUAUGCAU